GAGACAUCGUUUUCUUCUCAUCGAAGGGUUUGCAGUUUGUUUUGGGUUAGUUCUGAACCGAAAUAAGCUUCUUCUGGGUUUCCUCUGACUCGAUAGCGAAGGCGUUGAAGACGAAGACGUAAUCGAGAAGUGGACCUUUGAUCUAACUCAAGAGAGUCACGAGAUUAGGAGAGCAACGAGUUUUGGCCAUUUAGAGAAAAGUACCAUGGAUGAUGAUGUACAAUCCAAAGCUCUAGAGGAGAAGCUAAAGAGCCAUCUUCGUCUUCUUGAGCUUGAGCAUGCAGUCUUUGAGAGAAUGGUUUACAAGAACAAGAACCAGCAUCGUAGAUGCUCCUAUUUUCAGUACCUUCUCAAGGUGAGAAGGGAUUUGAGGCUUUUGAGAACAGCAAACAUGGAGGAGAUUCUUAGACCUUGCUUUCAUGUUCUUUCUGGGACAGGAACUAAACAGAAACUCCAUGUUUUGGAGAGCUUGAAGCUGAAGAAGCCUGAUAAUGGGAAACCAAACAUCUUGGACCGACUUCGUGGAGCUCUUCAUCUACUCUCACAGAUGACUGAACCCAUCUUGAAGGCAGCUAGUGGUAUAUCCGUUCUGCUAGCUUGUUCAUUUUUCAUAGGAUCUUCCAUGACAUUUUUGGCAUUGCUUGCACGUCUCCGGGUGUUGAUUCAACAAAUAUUACUUGAUGCUGUUUCAGUUUUCAAUUCGGUAACCUCUACAUCCUUGAAGAAACAGUCUGUAAAGAUAGCUAAGGAUGGGGUUGAGGUGUUCCGCGAGUUCUAUCCAAAAGAUGAAGAGUGCUUCACCUUGUUGGACUGUGUAUGGAAGACUGAUAAAUACGUCUUACUUGAGACGUUACAGAACCGUGAGAGUAGUAAACCUAUAGAUGAAACUGUUUCAGAAGAUGCUACUACUAGGGCUUCGUUGGUACAACCUGUACAGUAUCAAACAUCUGUUUAUUCUGUCGGAGAUCUCUCUCAUUUGCCUGAAGCUGACAAAGGUGGUAUUACUGUGACAGAAAGUUCGACUCCCAUUGCCGAAACAGCUUCUUCCAAGACUAACAAUGUGUUUAAACCAGAAGUUUCAGAAAACACAGGAGAAGCUACAACCGGGGCUUGUUUAAUUCAGUAUCAGACAUCUGUUUCUCCUCUCGGCGAAGAUCUCUCUCCUUUGUCUGAAGCUGAUAACGGUGGUGUUACUGUGACGGAAAGUUUGACUACCAUUAUCCAAACAAUUUCUUCCAAGACGAACAAUGCGUUACAACCAGAAGUUUUAGAAAAUCCAGAAGAUCCUGUUACAACCAGGGAUUGUUCAGUUCAGUAUCAAACAUUUGUGUCUCCUCUUGGCGAACAUAUGUCUCCUUCUCUGCCUGAAGCAGACAACGACAGUGGCGUUACUGUUACAGAGAGCCCAAUUCCCAUUGCAGAGAUAGAACCAGAUGAUUUACAAAAACAUGAAUCUAUAAGGCCACUGAGUCCGGCAAAGAUCAGCACAAACACAACCAAACCAAGUUGCAGAGCAACCAAGGUGGCUUUCCUACCUGUGAAAAGACCUCUCGCUGCAAUAACACCAAACCCCCUAGAAGAACCUCCAAGGAAGAAACAAGAAACAGGCGAAAAAGACAAAAAGGAAGAAGAAGAUGGAUUUUAUAACCUACUCAUCCGCGGAACCCAUAAGGACAGUUUAUUCUAG
This is a messenger RNA of Eruca vesicaria subsp. sativa (arugula), 1687 nucleotides long. The record is from the annotation of a GenBank genome assembly. NCBI's taxonomy places the organism in Eukaryota, Viridiplantae, Streptophyta, Magnoliopsida, Brassicales, Brassicaceae.